GGACUGUCUGUCACCGGACAGGACUGUGCGAAAGCAGAAACGGAGGGUUGAAUUUUUCCUCCUUGGCUGGGCGGUGGGAGGAGGUGUGUAGGGAGGAUCAACUGUGAUUGAAGCCGCCGGAGGGACCAAGAGCUCCGUCUGCUGCUGCUGCUGCUGCUGCUGCUGUGAGCCCAGACAGCAUCAACAUGGAGCUGGAGAAUAUCGUGGCCAACACGGUGCUGCUGAAAGCACGGGAAGGAGGCGGUGGGAACAGAAAAGGAAAAAGCAAGAAAUGGAAGCAGCUGCUGCAGUUCCCCCACAUAAGUUUGUGCGAAGAGCUGCGACAAACCAUUGAAAAGGACUACAGCAGCCUCUGUGAGCGGCAGCCCAUCGGACGGUUACUGUUCAGACAGUUCUGUGAGACUCGACCCGAGCUGAGACGCUGUGUCAAGUUCCUGGAUGCUGUGGCGGAGUACGAAGUGACUCCAGAUGAGAAGAGGAAGGAGUGCGGUCAGGAACUCAUCGACACAUACUUCAAUCCAAAGUCAGAGGACCAUGUGCCUGAGGUGGAGGAGGCUAUGAUGGCUCAGUGCACCGAGAGGCUGCAGGAGGAGGCCUGCAAAGAGCUCUUCAAGGACUGUACCAAAUUGAUCCACGACUACCUGAGCGUGGCGCCCUUCGCAGACUACCUCGACAGCAUGUACUACAACAGGUUCCUCCAGUGGAAAUGGCUUGAGAGCCAUCCAGUGACGAAAAAUACAUUCCGACAGUACAGAGUUUUAGGGAAAGGAGGCUUUGGGGAGGUGUGUGCGUGUCAGGUACGGGCCACAGGGAAAAUGUACGCCUGUAAGAAACUGGAGAAGAAGCGGAUAAAGAAGAGGAAAGGAGAGUCCAUGGCGCUCAAUGAGAAACAGAUCCUGGAGAAAGUCAACAGCAGAUUUGUAGUGAGUUUAGCAUACGCCUACGAGACGAAGGACGCUCUGUGCCUUGUGUUGACCCUCAUGAACGGCGGAGACCUGAAGUUCCACAUCUACCACAUGGGUGAUGCGGGUUUCGACGAGAAGAGAGCCGUGUUCUACUCUGCAGAGAUCUGCUGCGGGCUGGAGGACCUGCACCGAGAACGCAUCGUCUACAGAGACCUAAAACCAGAGAACAUCCUGCUGGAUGACCACGGCCACAUCAGGAUAUCAGACCUGGGUUUAGCAGUUCAUGUGCCAGAGGGACAGAGCAUCAAGGGACGGGUGGGAACAGUAGGAUACAUGGCUCCGGAGGUGGUGAAAAACGAGCGCUACACCUUCAGCCCCGACUGGUGGGCGUUGGGCUGCCUGCUGUACGAGAUGAUCGAGGGCCAGUCUCCCUUCCAGCAGAGGAAGAAGAAGAUCAAGAGGGAGGAGGUGGAGCGGCUGGUGAGGGAGGUGGAGGAGGAAUAUUCAAGCAAGUUCUCCGAGGAUGCCAAGUCCCUCUGUAAAAUGUUUCUGGCCAAAGAUCCUGCAGAGAGGUUGGGCUGCCAGGGAGGUGGAGCCUCUGAGGUCAAAGCCCAUCCCAUCUUCCGUUCCAUUAACUUCAAACGCCUUGAGGCUGGCAUGCUGCCGGCGCCCUUCAUUCCUGAUCCACAGGCCAUCUACUGUAAAGACGUGCUGGACAUCGAGCAGUUCUCCACAGUGAAAGGAGUGGAGCUGGAGCCGAAAGACGAGUCUUUCUACAGCAAAGUGUCCACAGGCAGCGUCUCCAUUCCCUGGCAGAAUGAGAUGAUCGAGACCGAGUGCUUUGCAGAGCUGAAUGUUUUCCACCAGGACGGGAUGGUUCCUCCUGACCUGGACUGGAGAGGACAGCCGUCUCCACCACCCAAACAGGGACUCCUGCAGCGGCUGUUUGGCCGGCAGGAAUGCUGUGGUAACUGCAGUGACAGUGAUGAGGAACCCACCAGGCUGUGACACACACACCCACACACACACACACACACACACACGAUCUCAUUUGUUUACAACUUUUGCACAUUUGUAUUUUUAAGAUAGUACUAUCUCUAAAUGUCAGAAUGUAUAUUUUCAGCAUAGCCAUAAUGUUUUAAUGUUAUUUAAAAAGUUGUGAAAUGUCGUCUGUCGACAUGUUCCAAACGAGGAGACGGAACUUACAGAAGAUGAACAUUUGUUUCUUUCGUUUGCUUUUGUUUAUUUUGUUUUUGUUUGGUUUUUUUGUCAUUUUGCUUUCACACACAUCCACUUAACACACGUCCAUGUAACUGAUGUGGGAGCUGCUGCCGACCGCUGAGCAGCUCCACUGGAACAAUCACCUGCUGUAAAAGUGCCUUGCUGGAGGGCACUGUGACAGUGGUUACUAAAGGAGGACUGAGCAUUCCUCAAUCUCUUUACUUUUCCCCUACUUUGUCCAGGGAAUCAAACCAGUGACUUUCAGCUCAUGAACUGUGACCACUUUUCCUCUCUUGCUCUAUAUUCUGCUGUGACCAACCUCUUUCUUUUAAAAGUGUGAUUUUAAUUUUGCUGUAGGACAUUAUGGUUUUAAAGGGUGAUGCCAGAGCCAUGAAGUUGUCUACAUCUGCAGAUUUUUUUUAUUAAUAGUAUUAUUAUUUUUGUUUAAUUUUUGGAUUAUGGAUUUCUUGAGACAAUCGACUCGUUGUGUCAGUGCGGCUCCAGUUACUCUUGUCAGCUCUGUAAAGAUUGUGUUAUUUUAGAUUAAACUGUUGUGUGGUCACAUUUUACGGAUACUUUACUGUCAGAUUAUGCUGACAGUUAUAAGUUGCUUUUACUAACAUGCUUGUGGCUUUUCGUCAGCUCCAAAAACUUUGCCAUGAUAAAAAAAAAAAAAAAAUCCCAUUUCUGGUCCGCAGUAAACAGCUCACACAUUAUGUUAACGCCACAGUGCUUGAACUGGAAUAGACCAAAUCACAAUGUUUGUUGACGAUAACCCCAGUGUCAGGUACAUAAAAUCAAACACCGCUUAGCAAACGCUGCCUCAUUUGGUUAGUUUUUAGCCACUUAAGAGAAGGUCCAACUAAAAAAUUCAAUAUCAGUUUAAGUAUACGGUAUGUUAAGAAUACUUUCACCACUUUAUGUUACAUCAUACAGCCCCUUCUGACGGGGAACUGAAGCUGUUAUCUCAAAGCCACCAGACACCAUUCAUAAAAACAGUCAUUUUAGAACAAGGAAGUUUCUGCUCCACUGCUUCCUCUAUCAGUAGUUAGUGUGCAAGGUAAAGCAGUGAAAAUAUUCCAAAUAUAGGGUGCACUUAAUGUUGAUUUUUUUUUCUGGUUGGUCUUUUGAGGUGGCUAAAUUAUGUUUUGCUGGGGCUCCUGUCCACAGUGUGCUUGUUAGCUGGUAGACUUGGUUAAUCAAAGAUGACAGCAAAGCAGCAAAGUACAUAAAAUUAGCACAGCAGAAAUGUCAUAGAGGUCGGACCACUUGGUUUGUAUAUGUAUCUUUAAGUGUUACAGUUAUGGCUGAAAAUCUGCUCUAUUCAAAACAAUACAGUGGCCUCCCCAGAAGCGUUUGCGUGACGUCACAGUGAUUCGGUCCAUAAAAACAGGGCUAGUACUCCGAACCAGCAGCCUGCAACACACACACACACACACACACACUUGGCAAAAAUAUGACAAUAUUUGUCUUAAAGGGCCAGUGUGUAAAAUGGGUUGAAAACAGUGACAUGUAGCGUUUAGAUUCUAGAUUGCAGUGCUCACUCGCUCGCCUGUGCUCACCCCUCCCGUCGGCUGAAUUGCUUCUUAUUUUAUUAAUCAGUCUACAAAACAACGCGUUUCGCCCAUGACUUCAUCAGGUUUAUUACACAGUCCACAGCACAGGUGAUUUGAAAUAGGCUGCAGCUGUACUGAAUCCAAUCAGCAGGGUACACAGGAGUAACGUUACUGCUAUCCUAUUGUCUGUUAUGCCUUUGACAUAAGACUAAAAUUUUUGCAAGUGUUUUACAGUAAUUGCUCUACCUGGAGAUGAUGUAACGUUACAAACUCUCCUC
Messenger RNA from Epinephelus moara (kelp grouper), 3960 nucleotides. RefSeq names its product G protein-coupled receptor kinase 6 (gene grk6). Gene Ontology annotation, biological process: signal transduction; protein phosphorylation; regulation of signal transduction. Gene Ontology annotation, molecular function: G protein-coupled receptor kinase activity; ATP binding. The transcript has 16 exons. The record is from RefSeq and is a predicted model, not a curated record. Bases 186 to 1913 code for a protein of 575 amino acids. Lineage: Eukaryota; Metazoa; Chordata; Actinopteri; Perciformes; Serranidae. Gene Ontology annotation, cellular component: cytoplasm; plasma membrane.